Molecule: messenger RNA, 1578 nt
Organism: Entrophospora candida
Lineage: Eukaryota; Fungi; Glomeromycota; Glomeromycetes; Entrophosporales; Entrophosporaceae
Source: the annotation of a GenBank genome assembly
AUGGAACUUGACAAUUUCAAACAAGAAAAGUUUAAUAAUAAAAUACAAAAAAAUUCUCCAAUGAUAAUAAUACAAAAUAAUGAUGAUGAUAGUUAUAACGAAAAUUUAUUAAUAAAAGAAAAUUGGAUUAGCGAGAAUAAUGAUACUACCAUUACUUUUGACCAUUUAUCAUCGUCGUCUUCAUUUAAUAAUGAUAAUAAUAAUGGUAAUAACAAUAUAAUUAACGCUUCACCCUUAACAAUUUCUCCUUGUUUUACUUCUUCCAAUUCAUCUCUAUCUACUUUAUCUUCUUAUUCUAUUAAUAACAAAAACACAAAAUUAAAAUCUUCAAAGAAAAUUUUCAAAAAUUCAAAACGUAUAUCUUUACCAAACCUUAAAUAUAACAUUUACGCUAAAUUCACAACAACUUCUGAAUCUUCAACUGCUGCAAGUAAUAUUUCUUCAUCAUUUAAUCAAAAGGAUUCAAUAAUUCCCGCUCAAUUCAUCUUUAAUCAUUUUCCACCGCCACCAUCAUCGUUUACCACAAAACGUAUAAAAAUUUUUAAAAAUUUAAAACAUUUACUAAAAAACAAUUCUUCAAUUAAAAAUUGCAACAACAAAUUUUCAACUUUCUCAACUUUCUCAACAUCCUCGUCAUUCAAUUCGCCGAAAUCAUCAAAAUCACACCUAGCAACAAAUUUUCCAAAAAAAUCAAAAUAUAAUGAUUUGAAAUUUGAUAGAAUGAUAGGCGAAGGAGUUGGUGGUAAAGUACAUUUGAUCACUACCACUGAAGACAAUAAAAUAUUUGCCAUAAAACAAUUUACAAAAUGUCAACCGGAAGAAUCUGAAAAACAUUACGUCAAGAAAAUCUUGACAGAAUUUUGCAUCGCAUCAACACUUGAUCACCAAAAUAUAAUCAAAACGUUUGAUAUUAUCAAGGGAAACGAUAGUAACAAUCAAUUCUAUCAAAUAAUGGAAUAUGCUCCUUGUGAUUUCUUUGAUAUUGUAAUGUCACAAAAAAUGUCAAAGGCUGAAAUGAAUUGUUGUUUUGUUCAAAUUGUUAAUGGCGUAAAUUAUUUGCAUGAGAUGGGAAUUGCUCAUAGAGAUUUAAAAUUGGACAAUAUUGUAAUGGAUGAAAAUAAUAUUAUAAAAAUUAUUGAUUUUGGAUGUUCGGUUGUAUUCAAAAAUCCAUUCAGUGAGAGAAUCAUCUUGACAAAAGGCCCAUAUGGAAGUGAUCCGUAUAUAAAUCCUGAGUCAUACAAUCAAAACGUAUUAUACGAUCCAAGAUUAGCUGAUAUUUGGGCUCUGGGUAUAAUAUAUUUUUGUAUUUAUGUGGGCAAAUUUCCUUGGCUAAUAGCAAAAUCAGAUGAAGAUUCUUCUUUCAGAGCAUUUCUAAAAAAGCCAAAUAAUCUAUUCAAUAAGCUACCAGUUGAAUCAAGGCCUACCAUCAGUAAAAUAAUUGAACUAAAUAUAAAUAAACGUAUAACUAUUAAGGAAUUGUUAGAUGAUGAAUGGUUUAAAAGUAUUGAAUUUUGUUCAGUUGACGGACAGAAAUCUGAUAAUCACCAUUCACAUAUUGAUUGGCACCUGGAUAUUUAA